ACUUCGUUGCACCUGCGCGAGCUAUCUGCCCCUGUAUCGCGAUUGUACUCCAUAGACACCGCAAGCCGACAUGUACAAAAAGGUGACUCCCGUGGCGAAAACGGGCACUCACCACAGCAGCCUUCCCUCAAGGUUACUUCCUCGAUAUCCUUGAUACUCCCGGUUGUCUCACAGCCGGUCUUUCCCUACCAUGCAUCUCGAAUUGGUUCUCAUGGGUCUCGCUACCAUCGCGGUAGCCAUGCCGCUCGACAAGAAGAGUGAUGACUCCGUGAAUCAAGCCCAAGAUAUCAACUACAAGCUUUACGCCGACUAUCAUCCGUAUUAUCAGUACGGGAAGUAUGGUGCACCAGCCGAAGCAGAGGCUGCGAAGAGCCAGCAAGAAGAAUCAGCCUCGAACAUGAAGCGAGACAACUCCCUGCCCAAGGUAGAAGGCUACACCGAAUACGGCAAAUACUACGAGUCCUACGGCGACUAUCCUGCUCCUCCCCCUUCUCCUCCAAGUGAUGCCGAAGCCGCAAAGGUGAACGUCAACACCGGCACAAUGAAGCGCCAUAUGAUGAAUAUGCCCAAGGAUAUGAUGCAUAACGAUGGCAGCAGCGAAAGGCGUGGCGCGCCAAAAGAGGUUGAGACUGCAGGGGAUACUUGGUACCAACGUUAUGACCCCUACUCAAACUACGGCAAAUACAGCGGUGCAGCUGAGGCUGAAGUCACCAAAGCUGGAUGCGUCAUGUCUGCGAGUGGCUGCGUAGAAUGAGUCCUAGGUCAGGGCGAUGACUUCUUGC
Alternaria rosae is the source of this 782-nucleotide messenger RNA. RefSeq lists its product as uncharacterized. The record is from RefSeq and is a predicted model, not a curated record. Lineage: Eukaryota; Fungi; Ascomycota; Dothideomycetes; Pleosporales; Pleosporaceae. Bases 191 to 754 code for a protein of 187 amino acids. The transcript has 4 exons.